AUGCCUUCUUACGUUGUGAUCGGUGGCUCUCGAGACAUCGGGCUUGAGCUCGUACGGCAACUGGCCGCAAAUGCAGACAAUAUUGUGUUUGCGACGGUACGAAACAAAACGGGUUUGACCUAUCUUAACGAGCUAGUGGCAAGUUUGACAACGGGUAACAUCCAUGUCCUGGAGGCAGACGUCGUCGAGCAUAGCUCCAUGAAGGCUAUUGCGGCGGAUGCUGCGGAAACGACUGGCGGCUCGCUGGACGUCCUCAUCCACAACGCUGCCCGAACGGAGCGCGAAAACAUUUUCCGCGGUCUCACCAAUUACGAAGACGACGAUAAGCUUGACGCAGAGUUCAUAGAAUCAAUGAGUUAUACCACUCAUUCGACCCUCUUCAAAGUCAACGUACGGGGUGCGAUCCAUGCCGUUAAUGCGUUUCUUCCUCUCCUCCGGAAAGGCUCCACAAAGAAGAUCGCCAUCAUCGGUAGCGAGGGCGGCACACCUGAGUUUGUCUGGAAGCUGCGUCUCCACAGCAUGGCUGCGUACGGAGCCACGAAGAGUGCCGAGCAGUUGGUCAUGACCAAAUAUGCGGCGCUGCUCGAGCCAGAAGGAUUCACGGUCGUAGCCAUUGACCCCGGGCUUGUCGAUGUCUCGAAGACGACCCCGGAGAAACGUGAGUUUUGCGUGGAGGGACAACUCGUUCGCUUCGAGGAGACUUUCACGAACCAUAGAAUUUUUACUCCGGAAGAAGCGGUGGACCGCGUUCUAUCUAUUAUCGGCGUGAUGAGUCCCAAGGAUAAUGCGUCGUUCUGGUCAUACCUGGAGUUCAGAAAGAAGGACUAG
This is a messenger RNA of Fomitopsis serialis, 828 nucleotides long. RefSeq names its product NAD-P-binding protein. Bases 1 to 828 code for a protein of 275 amino acids. The record is from RefSeq and is a predicted model, not a curated record. The transcript has 6 exons. NCBI's taxonomy places the organism in Eukaryota, Fungi, Basidiomycota, Agaricomycetes, Polyporales, Fomitopsidaceae. Gene Ontology annotation, molecular function: oxidoreductase activity, acting on the CH-OH group of donors, NAD or NADP as acceptor.